AAAUAAACACACCCUCCUCUACUUUCUCCAUCUCCUUCUCUGCGUAUAGUCCCUCAAGUGUCAUUUUCUCACAUAUACUUCACACAAAAGAAACAACCAUUCACUUCAUACCUUGUCAUUUCUUCUCUCUCUCUCUCCCCUCUCAAUCUCAAAUCUCUGCAACUACUCCCCUCAAUUUGAUCCAAAGAAAGAAACCCCAAAAAUCGCACCCGAAAAAUCCUCAACUCUUUUUGCUUAGAUUGUCCAGAACAAACCCCUAUAGCUUCAUCUUAAUUUCUUGAUCCUUAACAAACAUACACUUCCCAAUUGCACUGUACUUACAAGAAAAACGAAAAGAAGAAAGACAGAGGAGAUAAUUAGGAGACCUAUUUAAGAGGCCUCAUUUGGCUACUUAAAGAUGGAGCUAUUCCCAGCACAACCAGAUUUAUCUCUUCAAAUUAGCCCACCAAACAGCAAACCCACAUCAACAUGGAGGAGAACAGAAGAAGAGAUGGAUUUGGGGUUUUGGACUAGAGCUUUGGACUCGAGAAACUCUAUUUCUUCAAUGGCAAAACCAGAUACCUGUUUUGAGCUCUCGUUAUCUAAUCCAAAGGUUUCAGAGCCCAACUCCAACCAUUUCCACAAUAUCCUCCAAAAUUCUAAGAACUGUAAUGGUAACAAUCUCUUCCAUUCCUUUCAACAAAACCAAUACACACACCAUCAUCACCAACAAAACCACCUGCAUAAUCAUCAUCCAGUGCUCUUUCAACAACAGCAGCAACAGGGACUGAGCCAAGAGCUUGAUUUCUUGAGACCCAUUAGAGGGAUUCCUGUCUACCAAAACCCUCCUCCUUUUCCAUUCUCUCAUCAAACUUUUGAUAAUACUUGCUCCCAAGCUUCUUCUCUGGCUGCUAAUAACUCUAGUGCCACAAGUUUAAGUCCCUAUCAGUCUCAAGGGUCGAUGAGAUCAAGAUUCAUGUCUAGGUUUCCAGCUAAAAGAAGCAUGAGAGCACCAAGGAUGCGUUGGACUACCACUCUUCACGCUCGCUUUGUUCACGCUGUUGAGCUAUUGGGUGGCCAUGAAAGGGCUACACCCAAGUCAGUUCUUGAGCUUAUGGAUGUGAAAGAUCUCACCUUGGCACAUGUUAAAUCACAUUUGCAGAUGUAUCGAACUGUGAAGACCACUGAUAGAGCAGCAGCUCCUUCGGCGCAAUCGGACGUGUUCGAUAAUGGAUCAUCUGGAGAUACUUCAGAAGAUUUGAUAUUUGACACUGAAAAUCCUAGAAGGUCAGAAAUGUCAAUGCAACAGGGAAGACCAAAUGCUCACCAGGACAAGGACUAUCAGGCUCUCUGGAGCAACUCUUCAAGCAGGGAAGCUUGGUUGCAUGGGAAAUUAAAGGAUUCUGGCGGAAACUUACCACCUCUUGAGCAGAAGGGCAUGGAUCCAAAGUGUUUGAGCUAUGAGAAAAUAUCAGAUGUAAGCUCAUCAACCGUUUCUGGGACAAGCCCCAUGAAGCCUAAUUUGGAGUUCACUUUGGGCAGGCCACAUUGAAGUUAUCCACUCUAUACUACUCAUUUUGAAUCAUUAUUAUCUCUGAGGGGAUGCUGGUGAAGAGAAUCAGGUACCCAGGUGAGAAAAUCAGAGCUAAAGAAAAAGAAAAGAAAAGGAAGAAAAAAAAGAAAAGAAAAGGAGAGCUAAAGAAUGACAAAGAGACAGGAAAGACAGAAAGCAACAAAAGGUGAAGAGUGGAAAAGGCAUGUCCUUCAGAUCAAGCAGUGAAAUCCAAAUCAACAUAUUAUAUUCCUACGUAAAUAUGAGAUCUAAUUGAUUUUGUAUGUUAUUGCACUCUCGGAGAAAAAGAGAACGAGAGAGAGAGAGACCUUUAGAGAGAGAUAGAGAGAGAGACCUUUAACUAUCUCAAAGUAUAAAGCGAUCCUUGGUAAUUGUAAUGGAGCACUUUACAUUAAUAUAGAAUAUUUUCAUAUUUUUACCAAA
Populus euphratica (Euphrates poplar) is the source of this 1975-nucleotide messenger RNA. Its product is annotated as probable transcription factor KAN2. The transcript has 6 exons. Gene Ontology annotation, biological process: abaxial cell fate specification; regulation of DNA-templated transcription. Lineage: Eukaryota; Viridiplantae; Streptophyta; Magnoliopsida; Malpighiales; Salicaceae. The record is from RefSeq and is a predicted model, not a curated record. The coding region runs from base 398 to 1531 and encodes 377 amino acids. Gene Ontology annotation, cellular component: nucleus. Gene Ontology annotation, molecular function: transcription cis-regulatory region binding.